Polypterus senegalus (gray bichir) is the source of this 605-nucleotide messenger RNA. Its product is annotated as antimicrobial peptide NK-lysin-like. NCBI's taxonomy places the organism in Eukaryota, Metazoa, Chordata, Cladistia, Polypteriformes, Polypteridae. The transcript has 5 exons. Gene Ontology annotation, biological process: defense response to bacterium; lipid metabolic process; killing of cells of another organism. Bases 26 to 454 code for a protein of 142 amino acids. Gene Ontology annotation, cellular component: cytolytic granule. The record is from RefSeq and is a predicted model, not a curated record.
AGCACUUCCAAACUGAACAGUGACGAUGAUGAUGAUGAUUUACAUUGCGUUGUUUGCCAUGCUCCUGACUCCAUCAGUGUCUCUUAAAGUGCACUCUGAUAGACUCGCGAAUGAAAUCAGCAUCGAUGAAAAUGAGUUUUAUGAAGAGCUGGUCUUGUCCGUCUGCAGUGAUGUGACUAAGGUGAACGUGACCUCUCCGAACUUCAUAAUGUGCAGAAUAUGCACAUAUGUUGUUGGGAAAGUGAAAGCAUUAGUCCCUCCAGGAACCGCGAAGGAUGGGGUCAUUCGCAUUCUCCACACGGUUUGUGACCGACUGCCUGUGUUCCGUUCAGUCUGCAGGAAUAUUAUCUCAAAUUUCCUGGGCCGACUAGUCGAUGAGAUCAUUGCCAACGAUAAUCCAAAAGUCAUCUGCCAAACCAUGAGCUUUUGUGCUGCAAAGACCUUUUAUCGCUAGGAAGAAGGCAUAGCUGGGACAUCUCAGAAUUUCCAUUGGAGAGCCAAGCAAGUAUGAUGUGCCUAUUUUCAGUUCUGUGUUAUUUCUGCUGUCCUAAAAACUCAAAAUUCCUGCACCAUUCCCAUCCUUCACAUAAAUAUGAAAUAAAGAG